Pungitius pungitius (ninespine stickleback) is the source of this 1627-nucleotide messenger RNA. RefSeq lists its product as uncharacterized. The transcript has 4 exons. Lineage: Eukaryota; Metazoa; Chordata; Actinopteri; Perciformes; Gasterosteidae. The coding region runs from base 164 to 937 and encodes 257 amino acids. The record is from RefSeq and is a predicted model, not a curated record.
GAAAGCCUUAUAUUUUACCUUAAGGUUUUACCUGUGAUUAUUAUUUAAGUUGGCAUAUACUGUACUUAAUAACACAUUAAUCCAGCAAAGGUCUGACCUGCAAUCAAGUUACUCUUCGCCUUGGUUGGGUUCCAGAAGCGUGCCCAAACACCUUCUUGAAGGGAUGUCCAGCAGGAAGCGGAAACCUAACUGGACAGACCAGGAGUGUCUUCUUCUUGCUCAGUUAUUGCAGGAGAGGAAAGAAAUAAUCAGAGGGAAGUGCGGCAUCAGAGUUUCAAUACAGGAGAAAAGAGAAGCCUGGGAGGAAGUAGCCCAAUCCAUGAACAAUGUCUUUCCACAGAUUCAUAGGACAGUUUAUGACUGUAACAAAAAGUGGGAAAAUCUACAGGCAAAGUCUAAAGUGGAGAUCAAACGACAGAAAAGGCCAGCGGGUACAGGCCUGUCCGUUGACCAGCUCACUACUGUGACUCAAGUAGUGAUUUCUGUGAUGGACAUCUCAGAAAUGCUGCAAAACAAUAGAGAAGAAUCUUCAAGCUCAGGGUGGCUGGAGUCUCUAAAAAACAGCAGUGAUGAAGAUCGAAAGGACCAGAGAAUAGAUGAAAAAUUCUCAAAUAAGCAUCCAUUGAGAGAGUUUGAGCUCCCCACAUAUUCUCCAACAGAACAUAAAAUGACAGAUUUUGCUAACAACUCAAAAUCACUUGCGGUGCAUUUUAACACUCAUCGUGCUGAUGGCUUUACCGCUUCUGCAGAACCUGUAGAAACUCUCUACUCAUCUCCUCCACCUGCAGUGAACUGCACAGCCUUACAAGAGCGAAUGGAUUUGGAAAUGUCUGUGCUAAGAAGAAAAGAGGCUGUCCUUAAGCUGCAAGAGGAAUAUUACACACUGAAAAUUAAGCUGAUGAAAAAGCAAAUGGAACAGCCUCCUUCAAAGGACUGAAGUCCUUGACCUGUUGUACCUGCAGGACAUACAGAUGCGUCAAAGAUGGUCUAAAUAACAAGUCUGAAUAUAAUCAAUAUUGCCCAAGAAUAAAGUUCACAAAUGUGUGUUUUUAAGAGGCCUGCUAAGUAUUGCUCCUUUCAGGAAGUUCCUUUCCAUGUGGUUAGAAACCCACUGUUUGCUUAAAAAUAUUCCAGUGUACUUCAAGUACUUAGGGCAGGGUUAUAUUGCUAAGACACACACUAUAUUUUAGAAUAUAACCAUGGUUUACGGAGAACCAAUGACACCUCAAUAAAGGUUCACACAACCGUAUUUAUUUUAACUGCCGAAUUAAAGCUGUAAAAUUUUAAAUUCUCGAAAAAGUUUGAAGUAAGUGUAAAUGAGUUUGUUUUAUCUGGCAUGGAAAUCUAACUCGUGUAUAGUUUUACACUGAGAAAUGUAGCUUAUUUACAGAUUCAUGCCAUUUAGUCCUAAGUGCAAAUUUGGAAGCUGUUAAUGUUUGACAUGUACCAAUAUACAUAUUUGUUUAAAAAAACAGAACUCGGUCAUGCCAGUGUAAGUAAAGUUAAAAUAAUGUCCUGUCUAGACAAAUGUAGUAAUUUGUGCGUAAUAUUUCUCAUAAAUCCAUUUAUUUGUAAGUGACAGGAGUUGGCACCCAGAUGUGAGCAGAUGUGAGAAUAAAAGUCUGUU